AUGGUCCGUUCCCCAUGUCGCAAUGUUUCAGACUCUCCGUCAACGUGUCUCUCCGUCCCUGAGAAUCGAUACCGGAGCACUCAGGACACCUCACCCCGCCUCGAAUCCUCUCCUCCACCCCCCUCUUGCCACUUCCGGCAGCACGGGCUGCCUUACCUACUGGACUCCCUCAGGAGCAGGUCUACUACUAGGAAAGUUAGAAUGAGCGGAGGUCUGUCAUCACGCAUGACGCACCAGUUCGAAGAUCGCAUCCUCUUUUCGUUGUCGGAUGUUUUCCGGACAAUCGCAGGCCAUCCUCUGCCUCUUGGCUUCCUUCUGAAUCGAAACCCCAUCUAUUCCACGAAAGCGACUGUGCUGAGUGGUCCCGAAAGGUUCCUGACUGAUGGUUCCUAUCCGGGAAAAGCUGCCAGCUUUCAACGCGUCCCUACUCCCUAG
This is a messenger RNA of Aspergillus luchuensis, 435 nucleotides long. RefSeq lists its product as uncharacterized. The transcript has a single exon. Lineage: Eukaryota; Fungi; Ascomycota; Eurotiomycetes; Eurotiales; Aspergillaceae. The record is from RefSeq and is a predicted model, not a curated record. Bases 1 to 435 code for a protein of 144 amino acids.